Moneuplotes crassus is the source of this 762-nucleotide messenger RNA. The record is from the annotation of a GenBank genome assembly. Lineage: Eukaryota; Ciliophora; Spirotrichea; Euplotida; Euplotidae.
UUAUCCUAUAUCCUUAAGAACAAAGGUGAAGAAGAUGAGCUAAUUUUGUCAAUUCUUUGACUAGGAAGGGGAGAAAGUUAAUAACUUGCCGGUAAAUAGUCCAGAUAAGUAUUUAUAUCAAAGGAUUUUAAUCACUUAGUGAAAAAUGAGUUUUCUAGUUCAAAAAUUUUGAGAAUUAUAAGUAAUAGAUUAGACGGGAACUACACUCAGAGAUUUUUGGUGAGAAAUACCAGUUCAUGUAAGCAUGUAGAAGGUAACCUACUGGCUGGAGAAUUUCUUUUCUGUAUUCAGAAAAUUUUCCGAUUACUUAAGAGCAUCGAAGACUAAGGUUUCUUGAUAAUUUUGGUGAUAAAAUUUCUAAGAAUUACUUUAAGACCCCUCCAAAAAUUGAUUCAAAGAUGUUGUGGGUUCAAGAAUUCUAAGCAAAGGGUUUCCAUAGAAUAAUCUAGGCCUAAAAAUACUGAUAUACUGAAUGAAUACCCUGUAAAUUAAGAUUACUCAGAAAGCCGAAAUUAAAUUUCCCUAUGAUACCUCUUCUUGAAUUAUGUCAAACUUUAAAAGAAAGACUCUUUGUUUAGUAAAAGCGAAAGAAAGUAUUUUGGUGAUACUAUAUAAGUUACCUCAAGGGUUAAAUCACUGAAAAAUGUCGGCAGCAUUCCAUCAGAUAUUAGUGAUGAAAAAUAGAAGCUGAAGUACAAGAGUGACAAGAAGAAACUGUGUGCUAGUUUAUUGAAGAUAAAUUUUAUUCUUAUUUGGCCAUUU